Molecule: messenger RNA, 1773 nt
Organism: Diutina rugosa
Lineage: Eukaryota; Fungi; Ascomycota; Pichiomycetes; Serinales; Debaryomycetaceae
Gene: HSE1
Product: ESCRT-0 subunit protein
Exons: 1
Coding region: 1-1773 (590 amino acids)
Biological process (GO): protein transport to vacuole involved in ubiquitin-dependent protein catabolic process via the multivesicular body sorting pathway
Cellular component (GO): ESCRT-0 complex
Molecular function (GO): ubiquitin binding; phosphatidylinositol binding
Source: RefSeq, a predicted model, not a curated record
AUGACCAGCAUCGACAGCCUUAUAGAGAAGGCAACCGAUGCUACGCUUACCACCGACAACUGGCAAUAUAUUCUUGACGUUACGGAUGCCAUUUCCGCCAAUCCCGAAUCAGGCACGAAGGAAGCGAUGGCCUCUCUUACAGCAAGGUUGAAUCAGAAAGAUGCCAACGUUGUUCUCCGGUCAUUGGCACUUAUGGUAGCAAUGGGUGAAAACUGUGGGAGUCGUAUGAAACAGGAAUUAGCUUCCAAACGGUUUUUGGACGAUUGCCUCCUCAGAAAGCUUGGGGAUCGCAAGACUCACCGCACCAUCAAGGUGGCCGUUGCCGCAGCAAUUGGUCAGCUCAAUCAGCUGUUCCGACUGGAUCCAAGUCUUAGACCCAUGGCAGACGCAUACGCUCAAAUCCAACGGCAAUUUCCUCAGUAUUUGAACGACAAUCUGAGUGUAGGGCUGACGUUUGCGCCUGCUCCAUCGAAGCCAGCCAAGCAGCAAAUGACUCCAGCAGAUAAGCAAAGAGAAGAUGAUGAAUUGCAAAGGGCUCUCAAGGUAUCACUCCAAGAAUAUGAGCGUGAGCAAACUAUGGCGAAGAUCAAGCAGCAAGAGAAACAACAACAGACUUGGGAAAAGCAGCAUCAACCUCAACAAAAGGGACAAGUUCCGGCGGCCCAACCAUCUGGUCUGGAUCCAGCCUCGAUCGCCACUGUUUCCAAGGUCAGAGCUCUCUACGACCUCAUUAGCUACGAACCUGACGAAUUGUCAUUUCGUAAAGGUGAUGUCAUCACUGUGAUUGAAAGUGUAUAUCGUGAUUGGUGGAGGGGUUUUUUGCCGAAUGGAACCAUCGGUAUAUUCCCUUUGAACUACGUUACCCCUAUUGUGAGAAAGUCUCCCGAGGAGUUGAAGAAAGAGGAGGCGAUUGAGCAGCGUAUUUUGGAACGGGAAUCUAACAAAGUUGAUCGUCUCAUGGCUCUAUUACUGAGUCCCAAUGCCGACGAAAAUGAAGUGACAGCAUUGUAUAAUGAGAUUGUACCCUUACGUCCUCAGGUGGGAAAGUUUAUCGACAAGUAUGGAGGCCGCAAGGAGGAAUUGAUGCAGUUGCACACUCUGGUUAACAAGGAACUCAAAGAGUACAAUGAAUUGGUGGACCAGCAAAUCGCUGCGAAGAGGGACCAAUAUACGCAACCCUCCCACAAUCCAGCGUAUACUGGUUUUCAACAGCCAUCGCAAAGCACUGGACAAUACGGACAGUCUUCUCAAGGGGGAUAUCAACCAACCGGACAGGGCUACGCUACUCCUGGUGAGUUUCUGCAGUAUAAGCCAACCGGCAACUAUCCCUAUCAGGCAAGUCAACCAACUCAAAAUCAAUACCAGAGCUACCAAGGAGCUGAUGCUGGACAAUUCCAAGGGUAUAAGCCGACAGCUAAUCCUCCCGGUCAGCAAGUUACGGGACCUCCCCCUACUCUGUUUCAAAAUUAUCGGCCAACGGGGAAUCCACAGGAAACAAUGCCGGCACUGUUCCAAAACUACAAACCUACGGGGAGCGCACAAGAAACUGGUCCAGUUCAAAACCAGUUUCAAAACUAUAAGCCCACGGGUGGUUACGGAGGACUGCCCUAUGAGCCCGAUUUUUCAAGUCGAGACAUGCCCAUGACGCUGUUUACUACAGGCACGUCACUCCAUUCCAACGGCUCACAAUAUUCCCAGCCCUACUAUACCCAACUGAAAGAGUAUUUGCAACAACAACCAACUAGCGCAGGUUUUGGCAACUCUCCUGCAUAA